CAACACUGACUCCAGUCCUGUUUGUCCAGUGACUUCUUUCACUUCGCGACAGGAAGAGAUUUAAGCCAUAAGAGUCGCAGGAGUUGUAAAACAGUUAAUCAGUCAUUACAGAAUAAUAAUAAUAAUAAUAAUAAUGAUGGGUCUAUCGGUUAUCUGCUUUUAUCUAAUUGUGGUGCCGUUGCUGUGUGACGCGCGGAUCUCCAAGCGCUAUGUGAUCGGCUGUCCGGAGCGCUGCGACAAGAGUCUGUGUCCGCCCAUACCGGCCGAAUGUCUGGCCGGAGAUAUCCUCGACCAGUGCGACUGCUGCCCGGUGUGCUCGUCCGGUGAGGGCGAGCCCUGCGGCGGCACGGGGAAGCUAGGAGACCCGGAGUGUGGAGAGGGUUUGGAGUGUGCCGUGUCUGACGGAACCGGAGCCACGGCCACCGUGCGGAGGCGAGGAAAGAGCGGCGUGUGCGUGUGCAAGAGCCCGGAGCCCGUGUGUGGCAGUGACGGGGUGUCCUACAGAAACAUCUGCGAGCUCAAGAGAGUCAGCAACCGGGCGCAAAAGCUCCAGCAGCCGCCCAUCAUCUUCAUCCAGAGAGGAGCCUGCGGGAAAGGUCAUGAGGAGAAUCCCGACAGUCUUCGUCACAGAUAUAACUUCAUCGCUGAUGUUGUGGAGAAGAUUGCUCCAGCUGUGGUUCACAUCGAGCUGUUCCGCAAGAUGGUCUUCUCUAAGCGUGAGGUGGCAGUGGCCAGCGGCUCUGGUUUUGUGGUGUCUGAAGAUGGUCUGAUUGUGACCAAUGCUCAUGUGGUGGCCAACAAACACCGGGUGAAGGUCGAGCUGAAGUCUGGCGCCACUUAUGAUGCCAAGAUACAAGACGUGGAUGAGAAAGCCGAUAUCGCCCUCAUCAAGAUAGACGCUCCAAUGAAACUUCCGGUGUUGUUGUUGGGCCGGUCUGCUGAUCUGAGACCAGGUGAGUUUGUGGUGGCCAUCGGUAGUCCAUUCUCUCUCCAGAACACUGUGACCACAGGCAUCGUCAGCACCACCCAGCGAGGAGGCAAAGAACUGGGCCUGCGUAACUCCGACAUGGACUAUAUCCAGACUGAUGCCAUCAUCAAUUAUGGGAAUUCAGGAGGGCCCUUGGUGAACCUGGACGGUGAAGUGAUCGGAAUCAACACGCUGAAGGUGACAGCAGGGAUUUCUUUCGCUAUUCCAUCUGACAAGAUCCGACAAUUCCUGUUGGAGUCUCACGACAGACAAGCUAAAGGAAAAACAGCCACAAAAAAGAAGUAUAUUGGUGUGAGAAUGAUGACGCUAACUCCAACACUUGCUAAGGAGCUGAAGGACAGACAGAGCGACUUUCCAGACAUCACCUCGGGUGCAUAUGUCAUUGAAGUUAUCCCAAAAACACCGGCUGAAGUUGGCGGUUUGAAGCAGAGUGAUGUCAUAAUCAGCAUUAACAGUCAGAGGAUCACAUCAGCCAGUGACGUCAGCACAGCCAUCAAGAGAGACGAGAGUUUGAGAACAGUGGUGCGACGCGGCAAUGAAGACAUCAUUCUCACCAUCAAACCUGAAGAGAUUGACCCUUGACCUCUCUUCACCCUCAUGCUCACCCAUGAGCUGGUUCUCAGACUUUAACCGAGUGUGUGUCGCACACUUAGACUAGAAUAUGAAGUGAAUUCUUUCAUUGAACCUGAAACGCAACAGGAAAUCCUUCCUUAUUUACAUGUUUCCUUUUUCAUUUAUCCAUUCAUGUGUAUUGCACAAUAUUUGAAUGAGCCUUUUGUAAAUACGUAGAUAUGAGCAUUACAAUGUUAGUGCCAGCACGUGAAUUGACUCACCAAUAUGUGGGAUAUUUUUCUCAUCAAGGGAUCAUGAAAUAUAGCAACCUACUCUCAUUAAAUAAGUGUUACUAUAAUUGUUUUGUAUACUGAGUUUUACAUGCGACGUUGUUUGCUUUGCUGCAGUUUCCUGGUGUAAUGUACAGUAGAGUCACUACAACAACUGUGUGUUUUCUUCACUUCCACACAAAUCACGAGUACAACGACCAAACAAAACACUUGUAUUCAGGGCUGGACUGGUAAUCUGGCAUACUGGGCAUUUUCCCGGUGGGCCGACGCACUUUGGGGCCGAUCAGGGGCGGUCAUCAGGAGAACCGAAUGGGCCAGUGGGUCGGUCAGGAAAUGUGCCGAAUGGCCAGCGAUAAGCAAAAUGAGCCACCAUGUUAUGCAGAACAGACCAAAAAACGGCACCGUGAUAUGCAGAAAAGGAUCCCCCACCAGGGCUGGACUGGGAAGAGAAAUCAGCCCAGGUUUUUACCUGGCAUCUGGUCCAAAAGUUGUUGAGCGGCGGUUUGUUGUCCUUUACUGCAUAUCGGCCAUUCGGCAUGUUGCACGGCCCACCGGGAAAAUGCCUGGUUUGCCAGAUUACCAGUCUAGAACACCCCCGCCCCCUUUUGGAUCAACCCCCCCUAACAACUUUUGGGCCAGAUGCCGAUUUCUCUUCCCAGUCCAGCCCAGCUUGUAUUACAGACUCGCCUACAUUUACACACUUAUUCCAGUAUGAUUAUUGUCUGCGGAAGCUCACCUGAGAGUGUUGGACUCAGAAGUACGUGGUUCGAAACCAGUCAAGCAAGCUGACACGUGAGACAAAACUGUCAUAGAAGUGACACAAGAUGACACAGUUGCUUCAGAAAGAGUGCUUUACAUUUAUCUUUUUUUUGUUUGGACACUUUCAGUUAGAUUUAGGUGUCUGUCACCUCUCAUUUGAUAUUAGAUCACUAUUGGUUAGGUUUAGGUUAAAGUUUUAGGUUAGGGAGGUAUGUUUUACUCAUUAAAACCCCCAUCUAACAUUCACGCUAAAUCCUUGUCUAAUUACGACAUCAUUUCACUCAUUUUUGGCGCCCCCUGCUGGACAUUUCACUGGGAAAUUGCAGCCAAUCAUAUAAUGAAGAUCCAUAAUCUUUGUGUGUGUCCGACGGCAAUUUCAGUGACAGAAUUAAAGAAGGUUAAUGUUUUAAAUCCGUUUCAGUGUGUGACUUCACAAACAUUGAGUCCUCAAAACGCUGGUUUUAAAAGAUUGGCGGUGAACCGCGAGUCGGCGGCUUGUUUUAUCUGUGAUAGAUAUACCAAGAAAGUUGUUCUUUGUGCUUAAAUGGUGCUUGUUCAACAAGCAGUUUAUGUCACUCAAUUUGAGAAUAAUUUCUCUUUAAGAGAUAUUAUGCAAAAUCACAUCAAAGAUCAGUGCUGCCGGGAAUUUAUGUCCUGUCGAUCUCAGAUGACCUCAAACCUCGCUUAAAAUGAUUUCUCUAUGCUGUGCUGUGAAGGUAUCUCUCAACCCUAGUUUGCUUUGGGCCCUUAUAAGGCAAGAAACAUCAUGUUUCUGUCACAUUAAACUUGCCCUCUACUCUGACUUAGUAUACUGUAGGCCUACAGGGAGAAAAACAAUCCUUAAAUGCUCUCAGUUUCCCCAGAGUGGAUAUAAGACACACAAAUCUCACUCAUUCAUUGCAUGCGAGUUCAUUAGUUGGGGAAUGUUUUUCCCCGUCUGCCUAACAGAACUACUUCAGUCAGAGGAACUCAGACAUAUCCGGUCGGGUUUGACUUCAUUUCCUCUCGAUCAGAGCUGCAGUUGAUCUUGGAAGACUCUCAGUGGAUCUGGGGUCGACACAAGGGAGCAGAUGACAUAAAAACAUACCCUUUAAAUGACCAGAUUCUGUCUGUGUGUCAGUCACUAUGACAAGUCACUUGUUCUCUUUCUCAGACUGUCAUGAUUAGUACUACCGAAUAUGUUCAGGGUGACUGUUACAUAAUACUCAAAAUGUGUAUGGCACACAACAGGUUAUGAAUGAUUUUAUUUGUAUUACACCAUGUAAUUAUUGUAUAAUGUAUUUAAGUAAACAAAUCGCUGUUCCCAAAGUUUUUGUACAAGAAAAACAAUGAAGCAUUAUUCUGAAUGUUAUGGGAAUUAUAAGGUUAUAGAAUAACUAAACUAACAUUUGGUGCAAAACAGCCACUGAGAGCAGGGCCGGCGCUACCUAUAGGCGAACUAGGUAGUUGCCUAGGGCCUCGGCCUUGGAGGCGGGGCCUCCAAAAUAUACACAAGCUUAUCCACCAAUCAAGAGCAGCAAAAUACUAUGCUGUUUGUCCAUUGGAUAUAACAAUUGUCAUUCACCUGUAGUUAAACAAAUUAAUAUCACCGUUUACAUGCGAGUCACUCCCAACCUCUGAAUUUAUGAAUGAAGAGAUUGUAGAUGAAUAAAAUCCAACGAACUCAUCCUUCAGGUGCUGCUAAGCGUAAGGCUAAGCAGGCACGCAAAGAAAGUGCAGCUCGUGAUUCAGGUAUCAUCUAUUUUUGAGUGAUUGUAAUGUAUUGUAAAAAAUAAACUGAUUCUAACGAUCAGCGUCAUUUUGAGAUGGAUCAUUUGACGGUUAUUUCCAGUUCAAAAGAGCGCGAGCACCGUUGAUGGACUGAAUUCGCUUCUGACACUUUGAAUCCGAGCGUAUGUAGCUACAAUGCAGACUUUUGUUAGAAAAAGAAAUACGUUCUAAAUGAACCGUCCGAAAGAGUCUGAUUCGCGGAAAUGAAUCGGACUUCCAGUCACUGUUGGAGAGAUAGAGGCGAAUUCAUGAUUAACUGUUGAACUGAAUCUUACAAAGGAGUCGAUUCUCCUCGAUGGAAUCGAUUACAACCUGUGGAAUAUAAUCUUGAUUCCUAACGCCUCUAAAUCAAGGAAUCGAUUCUUUUAGAAUCGAUUUCCAGCCCUAGUCAGGAGCUGACUCGCAAAAUACUACAGAAAAAGUCAAGUUUGUCAGUCAAAGAGCAAACGCACUAUACUAAAGCAUUGUUUAUUAUGUUUUAAAACAGUCUGUAUAUCUUCUAAAACGCAGAUGUUUAGCCUACAUUAACUGCUCUAGUCUAUCAUAAUAGACUAUAGACCAUAAUAGACUUCAUUUUUUUCGUUUUCCAAUCAUAAAUUGGAAAACGAAUUUAUGUUGCAAUAUUUAUUGAAAAUAAGUAUGCAAUCUUAAGCGUAUGAAUAAGCACACAAUUACAGUUGACGAAAUUAACUUGUCUUUUCACUUCCACUAGCAGCUGAUUUGUGUAUCAUAAGGUAUUUCUCUACAAUGCAUACCUAAUAUGACUAUAUUUAGUCUAUCAAAAACAAAACUGUUCAUUAUCCCAAAUAGUGGGUUAGUGUGUUACCAUAAAUAAAUUACUGAACAAAUUACUGCAAAAACGUCCUGACUGCUAAAAA
Xyrauchen texanus (razorback sucker) is the source of this 5237-nucleotide messenger RNA. Its product is annotated as serine protease HTRA1B-like. The transcript has 9 exons. The record is from RefSeq and is a predicted model, not a curated record. The coding region runs from base 134 to 1570 and encodes 478 amino acids. Gene Ontology annotation, biological process: proteolysis; positive regulation of apoptotic process; programmed cell death. Gene Ontology annotation, cellular component: extracellular region. Lineage: Eukaryota; Metazoa; Chordata; Actinopteri; Cypriniformes; Catostomidae. Gene Ontology annotation, molecular function: protein binding; serine-type endopeptidase activity.